AUGUUUAUAAAAAACGUAUGCCCAACGAGAUGGUCAUCAAGAUUUAGUGUUUGUAAGAGUUUGAAAAUUGGGUUUAAAGGAGUGUUAAAUUCAUUGAAAUCUAUAGCUUUGAAUUUGGAUCAGAAAGCUGCUAUAAGACAUGAAGCAGGAUCCAUGUAUAAAAAAAUUGACACGCACGAGUUCUCAUUUACAAGUAAAAAUUUACAACGUAAGGAAAUUGACAAUGAAAUUGUACGCAAAAAAUCAAAACAAUUAGUAGCUAUCCAUAGUGAAAAUUUAGAACCUGACCUCGAGAAUGAGAUCAUUCAAUUUAAAACUAUAGUGAAAAAUUUUUCUGCAGAAGAAAAAUCAUCUAUGCACAGUUUGCUUGAAGCAUUAACAACAUCAAAGUUAAACGAUUCAUUUCCUAAUGUGGAAAUAGCUUUAAAACUGUUUGUGUCCAUACCAUGCUCAAACGGUAGCGGAGAGAGAUCAUUCUCCGUUUUAAAGAGAGUGAAGAACUACCAAAGAACAUCAUUAUCUGUUGAAAAGAUGUCAUCGUUGGCUCUAAUGAACAUUGAGAAUUGCGUCCUACAAAGUACGGAUUGGAAUGAUUUUGUUAAAGAAUUUGCUGCACAGAAAGCUAGACAAAAGUUGUAA
Messenger RNA from Myzus persicae (green peach aphid), 639 nucleotides. RefSeq lists its product as uncharacterized. The transcript is spliced from 2 exons. The coding region runs from base 1 to 639 and encodes 212 amino acids. Lineage: Eukaryota; Metazoa; Arthropoda; Insecta; Hemiptera; Aphididae. Gene Ontology annotation, molecular function: protein dimerization activity. The record is from RefSeq and is a predicted model, not a curated record.